AUGUGUAGACUACUCAUAUAUAAAGGCACUGAGCCCAUACAGCUGUCACAUUUGGUUACCAGACCGAAACAUAGUAUCAUCAAUCAAGCAUUCGAAAGUAAAUUGAGAAUGCCAAGUAGUCGGCCGAUGAACGCCGACGGUUUCGGUAUAGGGUGGUAUGAUCCCCUUCCAGCACCUAUAUCAAUAAUGCCUCCACGUCCGACCAGUGUCCCUGCUCCUCCUACUCCUGUCUAUAACGACGACAAGGAGAGUGGUCAUGCAUCACAUUCACACGCAUAUGUCCCAACCCCUUCACCUGAUCUAAAUGUUAAUGAUCCCAGUCUGAAUUUACCGGAAGAUAGAAUGGCAGGAAUGGAAGACACUUCAAUCGAAAUCUUAAAAGCUAGAGAAAGGGAAAGGGAGUUGGAGAAUGAAAGACCUUGCUUAUUCAAAUCUAUACAUCCUGCUUGGAGUAAUGCUAAUUUAACCAGAUUGGCUGAGAAGAUAAGAAGUGCAUUGGUAUUUGCACAUGUUAGAGCUUCAACAAUGGCCGGUGCUCCAUCAGAAGACAAUUGCCACCCGUGGAUGUUUGACAAGCUCAUGUGGAUGCAUAAUGGUGAAAUCAACGAUUUCAAAAAGAUCAAAAGGGCCGUGCAACAAUCUUUACCCGAAGAGUUAUUCUUGUACCCUUCAGGAUAUACAGACUCCGAAUGGGCAUUCAUGAUUUUUCUGUCAAAGCUCAAAGACCCGCAUGCUAGAUUGUUUACCCAUGUAGAACUGAGAGAUGCAAUGAAGGAGACAAUACAAUUCAUCAACAAACUCUCGAAAGAAGCUGGUAUAACCGGUCCGAGUUUGAUGAACUUCGUAGUCACCGACGGAGAAACCGUUGUCGCUACCAGAUACAUAUCAUCUCGUACAUCCGAAGCAUCCUCUUUAUUCUUUUCAUCAGGAACGUCAUUUGACGAAUAUCAAGAAGGCGGUUUAUAUAGAAUGACAAAGGCAGACAAAAGAGAAAAUAUCAUCAUGAUAGCUAGUGAACCUCUCACGUUCGAAAGAAGUGAUUGGAUGGAAGUGAAGACGAACACUAUGAUAGUCAUAACUCCCAAGAUGAACUUAUUACAAAUACCGAUCAUUGACGAAUUUUGGGUAGCACCUCAAGAUCCUGCUGCCCUAAGCAGAUCAAGGGAUUUCGCAAUUAGGAUGGGUUUUGGUCUCGGAUUCGCUUCUGAGCAAGCUAAAAGAGAUGAAGCUGAAGAAUCGUGA
Molecule: messenger RNA, 1242 nt
Organism: Kwoniella shivajii
Lineage: Eukaryota; Fungi; Basidiomycota; Tremellomycetes; Tremellales; Cryptococcaceae
Exons: 12
Coding region: 1-1242 (413 amino acids)
Biological process (GO): glutathione catabolic process
Cellular component (GO): glutathione hydrolase complex; cytoplasm
Molecular function (GO): omega peptidase activity
Source: RefSeq, a predicted model, not a curated record